ACUCUAUCUUGUGUUUCCUUCCUGAUUUGUUGAUAGAUUCGUUCGUGCUGAUGGCACCACACACAGGAGGCUGCAGCACGGAGACGAUAGUUACUUUAUUGAUUUGUGUAGGAAGCUAGAAGCUGCAAUUUUCGUCGUCCAAUGUGUGAUUCGUAGAAAGUGUAAUUCGUUGUCCAACAGAUAAUGGAAAAUCCCUGCCAGAGAGAUGGAUUGUUUCGAGGUGGUGGAGGAGGCAGUUCUGUUAAGACAGUCAAGAAUAAACUCAAUCCAAAACCGGAAGAGCAAGUUCAAAGACAUGUCAAAGGUGACAAAAUUGUUGUCGUCGAUGGCAAUGUAUUCUCAGUUAAUAGUAUCGUCCUAGCCACUCAAAGCAGCUUUUUCCAAAGUAUGUUUACAAGUGGUAUGAUAGAGACCAAUGAAAGGAAGGUCGUUUUAAAGGACCCGCUUAUUAAUCCAAAAGGGUUCAGAGACUGGCUUGCAGAAAUCUCCUCGCCUGGAUCUGUUGACUUAACAACUGGGAAUAUAUUAGACGUAUGGAAAGUUGCAAAUUUUACACAGAGUCACUGGGUUCUACACCGAUGUAAAUGUACAAUUAGUGCUCUUGUUUUAUCCUAUUUGAACUACUCAACAUCAAUAAAAGAGUUUGUUAUUAGUGUUUACAGUUUGGCGUACUUGUUCGAUGAUAAAUGUCUACAAAAUUUGACGAGAGAUUUUGUUAGUGAUAACGUGUCUGAAGCUUUGCAUAACAGUGAGUUCCAAAAUGCAAUUGGUGGUGGCAAGUUGCUGGAGAUCCUGAAGGCACGUGAUCUGUUGGUGUUGUCUGAAGAGGAACUGUUUCUAGGGAUCAUGGAUUGGAUCAAUUUUGAUGUCAUUGCAAGAGAACCCUUUCUAGUCGACAUUUUGAAGCUUCUAUAUCUCCAUGAGGUUCCUGCUGCGACUCUAAAAGAGAACCUGUACAGGGGAAAAUUUAUGAUGGAUAAACAAUUCCUUGAAUUAUAUUUUAGUGCCAUAGAUGAGACUAAAGAAAUCCGGCCACGAAGACCAGCAUAUCAAAGGUGUUCCUUGGAGGGGCAUAAGUUUUUAGUAACAUUCAAAUGCAAACGGCCGAUGUACUACGAACACGAAGAAGACAAGUGGCAUCCUCUCCCUGGGGCUACUGUUCCCCCGGGACGGAUCAUAAAAUGUACGAGCACGUUCAGUACGAUAUAUGCUCUUGUUAAAUCUACUAACCCAGUGGAUAGCAAACAGCCAUGGGCAGAGGAUUCUGGCAGCUUCACCAAAAUCUGGGAAUACUCGUGUCAAACCAAUAAAUGGGAACAGCUAUAUUCACCGACGUCUAACCCUGAUGAUCUGUUGUACCUUCAAGGGACUCUGUACCUGAUGGACAACUGGAGGAUGUGGAAAAGAGUUGGGGGUUCACACAGGUUUACCAGAUGGAGUGAAUGCGAAAGAUGUGAUCGUGUCGAUACUAUAUAUAGGCAAACAAUUUCAUUUGGUUUCGGGAAGUACAUCAUUCGAUUUGGUAGAUGUAUAAAAUCCAGAAAAAUAAUAUUUAAAUGUUAUGACGUCAACUACAAUACGUACAGGCUAAUUGGAUAUCAGAUGGCCAGACCGAUUAUUGUUCAAAAGGGAGGGGUACAUUCGGUAAUGAUGAUUGAUGGUAGCGGUAUAUACGACUGGUAUAAAUGGGUUAAAUAUUGUAUCAAUAAUGAUGAAGUCAUGGACUCGAAAUCAGGUGCAGCGUUUCUACUUCCUCAAGAUGGGAGCCCUCGUCAGCAGUCAAACAGAGCAAUUCUACUAAAAGGUAAACUUCACUACGUUGUUGGACAGACCCUGUUUCUGCCCAAUGCAGACCGUACGAACAGUAAAAAUGUCUGCAGAAAUAUAACGAAAAUCAAGAAGAAAGUUUCAAUUUUGCCAGGGGACAAGAAUAUUGCUUCUAUUAGUCUUCUUCGGGAAUGCUUUCUUUGAACUUGCAAUCAGGAAGAAAUUCAAAUAGGAUUAGACAGCUUCGUGUAUUGUAAAUCUCUCACAUAAGGCCAAAAACAAAAAAAAAUUGUUUGUUACCCUCCUCCACCCGCCCCUAACUCUUUGAAAAAAUAGGGGCGGAAAAACAAAAAAAAACUUUUUUUUCUUUACAAAUUAA
Molecule: messenger RNA, 2146 nt
Organism: Anneissia japonica
Lineage: Eukaryota; Metazoa; Echinodermata; Crinoidea; Comatulida; Comatulidae
Exons: 5
Coding region: 184-1971 (595 amino acids)
Molecular function (GO): protein binding
Source: RefSeq, a predicted model, not a curated record